AUGACGUUCCAAGUUCCCUACGACUCGAGCGUGCCGUCCACGCCGGACAAGAGCAAGGGCCAGAGCUUUUUCAGCAAUCUCUCGACGACUCCAGCUGGCCUGCCGCCAUCCGAGGCGAACUCCUUCACGCCGCAAGGCAAUCCCACCUCCGCCAUUUUCAAUACCUCCCAAAUCGAAUCUCAUUCUAAUGAGCAAGACUUCGCGACCUCCACCAACUCCCUCUUCACCAAGUCCGGCGGUUUCAAGAAGGGUGACAGCAUUUUCGGCUCCUCGUUCGGCUCGUCCUUUGCCAUUCCCCAAACAAAGCCACCCGUUACUAAACAGACUCGCUUCAGCGCCGCGACGAAUGGCGGCGGAUUCCAGUCCAGUGCGUUUGGUCAGUCGAUGAACUUUGGCAAGUCGAAUGGAUCCAACGGAUUCGCGUCCUCGCAGAUGAGCGAAUACAACGAAGAAUACGAAGACGAGGAACAAAUGGAGCCGGGGGAAGAUGCCGAAGAAGAGUACGAAGAUGAAGAGGAGCAUGACGAAGAGGAAGACGCGGAAGGCGACCUGGAUAUGAGCACUCGCCAGCCGUCGAACCGCCUCAGCUUCUUGGAUUCAAACUUUGGAAACCCACUCCCGCCACAGUCGCCUGGUCUCAGCAAGGCGCAGCCGCGCAAACCUAUCUACACAAAUCCGAUCGAUGCGAAGCGCCCGAAGCUCGACGAACGAUGGGCGAACCAGUCACCCCUCCGCAAGACCAAACUCUCCCCGAAAAAGGCCUCCGCCAUGCCCUCCAUCCUGCACAACAUCGCUUCGCGAUCGCGCGUCGCCCCUGUCGAUGAACCCGCUGAUAUGAUCAUUCACACGGAGGACGGUAUGAGACGGUUCUACGAUGAACUCGGCGAGUCGGAAUAUCGAUACGUGGACGUUGACGGUUGCUUGGCUUACCUUUCGAAUCGACUGGUCAAUACUUGGGAUACUUGUGCGGAUCGCAGUGGCAUCAACCGACCUUACGGUGUAGGAUCCAGCAUUGGACCUGGGGAGCAAGCGCCGAACCUGGUCAAGGCUAGCUUCCUCGCCUCUCUUCUGCUUCAAAUCCACCAUCCGUCGCGCGGAUCAGCGCCCAUCGCUUCGGCCUCGAAUCCUUCUGCUAAUGCCGCUAACAGCAUGGUCAAGGCACUGCAGCGUGCAAGCGUGGCGACUCCUAUUCCCCAAAUUCUGCUUGACUGGCUGAACGGGACCCAUGCAUCGAAGAAUAAUGACCUUCAAGCAUUGCGAUACGUCGAGCCCAACCCGGCAGCCUCGUCUAAUUUCUGGGACAUUAUCAACGCGGCUGUUCUUCGCGGCCGCUUCGCCGAGGCAGCGGAUAUUCUUCGAUCUGCCGACUUCAACUAUGCUCGAUCCGCAUUGGAGGACGGUCUGCCACAGCCCGGAUAUCGGGGUGUCCAGCUGCAAAAUAUCCAACGCUGCGUGAACAAAGCGCUUCAGAUCCUAGACUCUUGCCCCGGCUUCCAAGAUGAUGACUGGGACAUUACCGGGCCCGACUGGUCUCAUUACCGCAAGCGAGUUCUGGCUGCUGUUGAGGACCUGGAAGGAUUCGCCGAGGGCGAGGAACGAGAUGAUGGAGGCGUGGCACAAAACACUGGAUUCCAGGCUGUCAAUUUUGGUGGUCUGGGCAACUUUGGCCAGAAGCCUAUUAGUUUCUCGCAGUCUGCGCGUAUGGCUGAGAGCCGUGUUCCUUGGACCAUCUAUCAGAGCCUUCGAUCUUUGUACAGGAUUAUCCUCGGUGACACUGCCACCAUCAAGUCCUACUCCCAGGACUGGGUGGAGGCCACAAUUGGUCUUACUGCCUGGUGGGACGGCGAAGACGAUGAUGUGGAUCUUCGUGCCAGCACCAACAGUGAUUUCCGGCGCUCGCACGGAAACCGCGGCCAACUGCGCGCUGUGGACCGUAACAUGCGAGAUGCGUACCUCCAUCGCCUGGAUCUGGCCUUCAGCAGCGCGACCAAUGAACCAUCCGACAACGCUGGGUUCCGCGUGAACACAAUGAAUAGUCUGGAGGUUGGACUUGCGUCCGUCUUCGAGGGAGAUGUCGAUGGUGUGCUCAAGCUCUUGCAGUCCUGGUCACAGUGCGUGACUGCGGCUGUUACCGAGGUCGCCAGUGUUGGCGGCUGGUUUGAGUCUAGCUCGAAGAAGGUGCCUGGCCUUAGCGAGGAUGACCUGAUGGUUCUCUCAUAUGGGGCCGACGGUCCUCCUUCUCGCCGCUUGGACAGAGAUGAGAUUCUCCGCAGCUAUGCGUUUGGCCUGUUCGAGCGUGGCUCUAUUGAGAACGAGACUGGAUCCCGUGACGGCUGGGAGAUGGCAUUGGAAGUGUUGACUCGUAUUGAUAACGUCGAUAUGAUGAAGAAGGCUGUUUCUGAGGUUGUCGAUAAACUGCCACUGGAGAACACGACCCAGCUGGACAAACUCGUUGUGUUAUGCUCUGAUCUUGGACUGGAAGAACAAGGCCGCAAGGUCUCCGAGCGAUACGGCGACAUGACAACCGACAAAUCCGACAAUUUUGGCCUGGCUCUCAUCUGCUAUUCCCGCGCCCGGAAUCGCCGUAAGGUCAAAUCUGUCGUCGAUCUCCUCAUCUCCUACAGUCUAGUCCAAUCACGCGCAUACCCGACAACCAGCGAGCUCGACCCGGAGCUACGUUCUUUAAUCAAAGACCCGAAGGCCUGUCUCGAAUCCAUCGCCUCCGUCGACGAAGAAGCUGCCCGGAUUCUCCAAUUUUACCUCAGUGGCUACGCCACCCUCCGCCGCUACUACGAGAUUCGCGACGAGGCACUCAACCUUGCCGAGGGCCAACGCCCGCGCUUCAAGCCUCUCGCCCGCCGCCGCGCAGCUGCCAAGGCCCUUGCGGCUGUCAUCUCCAGUGCAGCCGACAACAUCUACGGUGGCCUGUAUGACCCGCACCGCGACUCGGCCGUGCAGGUCGACGGACUUCUGGCCUUGCUGGGCGAAGCUCUCGUCUUCGUGAACCAGCCCAGCCCCAUCCUCUCUGUUUCCGAACAAUUCGCCAUUCUCUCCGCCAUCGAGGAUCUGGAAACAGUCACUCCCCGCGUCUUUGCGCAGUGCGAGGAGUGUUUCCGUUCUACACUCUCCAGCUCGAGCUCAACCAAUGCGCCUCCCUCCCCUCGCGCAGUGCUCAAGAAAUCCGUCUCGAAUCUUUCGGCGUCGACCUUUUCUAUGCUCGGCUCUGAUCUCCUUUCUGGUCCUACAUCUGCGAGUGCGUCGGGUGUGCUGGUACCGGGUCCGGAGGAGAGGGGCUGGGAUUGGAGGGUUGGUCUUCCUGCUGAUACCACUGGUAAGGAUGUGCUUGGUUUGUUGAGGGUUGGUUUGGCUAGGGGUCUUAGCUUCGGUGCUCUUGGUGGCAUUUAA
Messenger RNA from Penicillium argentinense, 3405 nucleotides. Its product is annotated as putative nuclear pore complex subunit Nup85. The coding region runs from base 1 to 3405 and encodes 1134 amino acids. The record is from RefSeq and is a predicted model, not a curated record. The transcript is spliced from 2 exons. Gene Ontology annotation, biological process: mRNA export from nucleus; protein import into nucleus; positive regulation of DNA-templated transcription. Lineage: Eukaryota; Fungi; Ascomycota; Eurotiomycetes; Eurotiales; Aspergillaceae. Gene Ontology annotation, cellular component: nuclear pore outer ring. Gene Ontology annotation, molecular function: structural constituent of nuclear pore.